This is a messenger RNA of Corythoichthys intestinalis (scribbled pipefish), 5301 nucleotides long. It is a transcript of the gene apmap, whose product is annotated as adipocyte plasma membrane associated protein. Lineage: Eukaryota; Metazoa; Chordata; Actinopteri; Syngnathiformes; Syngnathidae. The transcript is spliced from 9 exons. The record is from RefSeq and is a predicted model, not a curated record. Gene Ontology annotation, cellular component: endomembrane system. Gene Ontology annotation, molecular function: arylesterase activity; strictosidine synthase activity. Bases 169 to 1416 code for a protein of 415 amino acids. Gene Ontology annotation, biological process: biosynthetic process.
CGACGCUUAGCUUUAUUUUGAAAUCGUACGGGAAACCUUCGAGCGGAAGACGUGCGCGCGUGACGCCGUCAAUGACCGCGUUUCCGGAAAAGGAGGAGGAGGACGGGACGCGCCGAGCAGAACGGAGCGAAGCCGAACGCCAGCGAACCGAACCGAAGAAGAUCCAGCAUGAACGAGACGGCGGGUUUGCGCUUCCGGAGGCAAAACAGGAACAACGUCAUCACGGACACGCGCGCGGAGCACGUGCACAAGGGCAAGGGGACUUACAGCGGCCGUGUCUUCCGGGUGACGUUGCUGUCGCUGGGCGGCUUCCUGCUUUUGCCGCUUCUCGUCGUCCUGCUCGUACUGGAGUCGCCUAUCCGGCCCGACAUCCUGAUUCUGAAGGAUCCACCCCCCAUGACGGGCUGCUGGGAACCCAAUACCAAGCUGCGUUUGGCCACCAGACUCUACGAGGACGCCAUUGCCGGUCCGGAAUCGAUGGCGAACAUCGGAGAUGUUAUUUACAGCGGCACGGCUGACGGAAGGAUUGUCAAGCUCAUCGGACGGAGGGUUUUCACACUGGCCAGAUUGGGAAAAACACCCUGUGGAUCAGCGGCGGACGAGACGACCUGCGGGAGACCCCUGGGGAUCAGAGUAGGGCCCAAUGGGACUUUGUUUGUAGCUGACGCCUACCUGGGCAUCUAUGAGGUCAACCCCACCACAGGCGAGUCCACUCAGCUGGUGUCGGGAGGUCAGGAGGUUGGCGGCAGGAAGUUGCUGUUCAUCAACGACCUAGCGGUGACGCAGGACGGCAAGAGGGUGUACUUCACCUCCUCCAGCAGCAGGUGGCAUCGCAGAGAUUACCUUCACCUCAUCAUGGAGGCCCCGGCCGACGGACGGGUUUUGGAGUACGACGUGGAAAGCGGAGAAGUGAGCGUGGUGAUGGACAACCUGCGAUUCCCCAACGGCAUUCAGUUGCUUCCCGACGAGGAGUCCGUCCUGGUCGCCGAGACCGCCAUGGCCCGGAUACGAAGGGUCCACGUGGCGGGUCUUAACAAGGGCGGCAUGGACAACUUCGCGGACAACCUUCCCGGUUUCCCCGACAACGUCCGUCCCAGCUCGGGCGGCGGCUACUGGGUGGCCAUGUCGGCCGUGCGCCCCAACCCGGGCUUCUCCAUGUUGGACUUCCUGUCGCAAAGACCCGCUCUCAAGAAACUCCUCUUCAAGCUCCUUAGCCAGGACGUGAUGAUGAAGUUGGUACCCCGCUACAGCCUGGUGGCCGAGCUGCAAGACGGCGGGGUUUGCCGGAGGACCUUCCACGACCCCGACGGCCUGGUGGCGGCGUACGUCAGCGAGGCGCACGAAUACGACGGCAGCCUCUACUUGGGCUCCUUCCGCUCGCCGUACUUGGCCAAACUGGACCUGAGCCUAGUGUGAUCCCACUCGUUAAAACUUUCCAAGGAUGAAAUCCUGCCACUUGUAUUUGUUCAGCAAGAAAUCAGUUCAAAAAGAUCAGCUUUUUUGUGUGCAAAUGUAUUGAUUUUUUUCCCAAGUCUCAAUUUGUACAUAAAGUCGAAGAAUGGGUCAAAGUAUGAAAAAAAAUGUGACUUAUACAGUGAUAUGGAAAAGUAUCUGAACCUUUUGGAAAUUCUCCAGUUUUUGCAUAAAAUGAUCUUUGUCAAAAUCACACAGAUGUAAAAACAGUGUCUACUUCAACUAAAACCACCCAAACAUUUAAAGGUUUUCAUAUUUUAAUGAGGAUAGCAUGCAAACAAUGACAGAAGGGGUAAAAAUAAGUAAGUCAACCUUCUGCCUAAUAGCAACUGAAACCAAUUUUCACCAAACAAUUAAAGUCAGCUGUGUGUCCAAUCACUAAUAUUUGGUUUAAAGCUGCCCUGCCCACUAUAAAACACACACCUGGUAUGAAUUGUCUCGAUGAGAAGCAUUGUCCGAUGUGCAUCAUGGCUCGGUCAAAAGAGCUGUCUUCAAGACCUGCGAUUAAGGAUUGUUGAUUUGUAUAAAGCUGGGAAAGGAUACAAAACCAUCUCUAAAAGGCAGGAUGUUCAUCAAUCGACAGUCAGAGAAGUUAUCUAAAAACAAGAGAGGGUUUGGCACUGUUGCUUCACUCACAAAGAGCGGCCGCCCACCAAAGAUGACGACAAAAGUUCAGCGCAGAAUACUCAGAGAGGUAAAAAAGAACCCUAAAGUGUCUCCUAAAGACUUACAGAAAUCACUGGCGCAGUCCAAUAUCUCUGUGUACACAUCAACUAUACAUAAAACUAUGGCUAAGAAUGGUGUUCAUGGGAGAACUCCACGGAGGAAGCCACUGCUGUCUAAAAAACAUUUUUGGUCGUUUGCAAAAAGGCACUUGGACACUCCACAGAAGUUUUGGCAAAAUAUUUUGUGGACUGAUGAAACCAAAGUUGAAUUGUUUGGGAGUAGCACACAACGUCAUGUGUGGAGGAAAAAUGGAACAGCUCAACAACAUCAACACCGUGAAGCAUGGUGGAGGGAGCAUCAUGAUUUGGGGCUGUUUUGCUUUCUCAGGGCCUGGACAACUUGCAAUCUUUAAUGAAUUCAAAAGCUGCAAGAAAACCUGAGCCCGUCUGUCAGACAGUUGAAGCUAAAAAGAGGAUGGAUGCUGCAACAAGACAAUGAUCCAAAACACACAAGUAAAUCAACUUCAGAAGAACAAAAUACAUGUUCUGGAUUGGCCAAGUCAAAGUCCAGACUUGAACCCCAUUGAGAUGCUGUGGCAUAACCUAAAGACAGCGAUUUAUGCCAUACACCCCAGGAAUCUGACUGAACGACAGCAGUUUUGUAGAGAAGAAUGGACCAAGAUUAGUCCUGAUCGAUGUGCCAGACUGAUCUGCAGCAACAGGAAGCGUCCGGUUCAGGGAUCUGCAACCCUGGUCCUCGAGAGUCGCUAUCCAGCUUGUUUUCCAUGUCCCCCUCCAUUAACACACCUGAAACAAAUGAUCAGCUCAUCACCAAGCUCUGCAGGAGCCUGAUGACGAGUUUGAUUUUUGAUUCAGGUGUGUUUAAAGACGGACACAUGGAAAACCAGUUGGAUAGCGGCUCUCGAGGACCAGGGUUGCUGACCCCUGGUCUAGUUGAAGGUAUUGCUGCCCCAAAAGUUUAGAUAUAAUGGUUCACUAAUUUUCCCCCUUCUGUCAUUGUUUGCAUACUAUCCUCAUUAAAAUAUGAAAACCUAUUAAUGUUGUUGAAAUUCGCCCCCCCGGCCCAGACGGACCCGGUAACAGCACCAGCCAAAACAAGUGCCGCUCGGCUGACGCUGCCUCGCGUGCGCCCGCCGGGAAGGCCGAAUCUCGCGCGUCCUCUUCUUAUUUUAACUCUUUGUGCUGACUCCAUGUUUCAAAAGUUUGAAGAACACUCACCGAAAACAGGUUGACAAUUUAUUCGUCGACAAUGGUAAAACCAAGGCCAAAACAGACGACGGAGGGACAAUUCUGGAUCCAAAACAAGGCUACAUGUUUCUGAGCAGCAAAAAUCUGUGUUAUCUCAGUGUCCAGUCUUUUUAAAGUCUUUGCUGAGGCGGGCCGUGUCGAAGGCGUUUCUGAGCGUUGCUUUUGGGUCUUCCCCUCUGUGGCCGGUUUCGGGCGGGUUAGGUUCGUGCGCGGAUUGGGACGCCCGCUAUCAACUUUGCUGUCCGGCCUGGUUGUACUUGUUUUAGGACAAAGCGCUUUGUCCUUGGAGUUUGCUGGGAGAGCUGAUUGCAAGAGUUGGUGCGUCAAUCUUGUGAUAAGACGGCAUUGUGUAUCUCUUCUAUUUCUUCUCAUUAAACUAUGGUGUGCUAUUUAUUUUAUAUUAGUCGUGUAGUCCUACCGUAAAUAUGAAAAUGAUACUAUUUCUUGAUUAAUUAUAUUACGUGUAGAGUAAUGCAAACAGUUAGACGGUGCAUACGAGAACCUGUACCAUAUGUAUGUGUUAGACUAUACAUGUGUUAGACUAAUGCAAACAAUUAUAUGGUGUGUGCGAUGACGAUAUCUUUUCCCCUUCAAUGUUUGGGUGGUUUUAGUUAAAGCAGACACUGUUUUUUUCAUCUGUGAGAUUUUGACAAAGAUCAGAUCACAUUUGAUGAUGUCAUGCAGAAAUGGUUCACUUUUUCAUACCACUGUACAAAGGAAAAAGCGGGGUUUUUUUGUUGUUGUUGGAAAUAUUAGGUCAAUUGCAGUGAAACAUGAUCACUCAACGCCAGCCUUCCCAGGUGAAAUGGAUUUGACGGCAAGAGCUGUCAAUGGCAGUCUGUCAAUGGAUAGGAAUGCUUAAUAAUAAUAAUAAUAAUAAUACAUUUCAUUUCAAAGCGCUUAAGGGUGUAUCGGAUAACUUCCUGUUUAUAUUGGGUAACUUCCUGUUGUGGGGUAGCUUCCUGUUGAUUUGGGGGCAUUUCCAGGUCACUUCCUAUUCAUAUCAGGUCAUUUCCUGUUGAUUUUGGGGCACUUUGGGGUCACUUCCUGUUGACUGCAGGAUACUUGUUACUUUGGGGAUGUUUACAAUGACAAUAUGCGAUUCUGUUCUACUUCAGAGUCUCUUCCUGUUGAUUUUGGGCCAUUUGGGGUUACUUCCUGUUUAAAUUGGGUCACUUCCUAUUGAUUUGUAGGCAUUUCGGGGUCACUUCCUGUUGAUUUUGUGUCAUUUGGUAUUUACUUGCAGAUUUUGGGUCACUUCCUACUGCUUUUGGGGCACUUUGGGGGUCACUUCCUGUUGAUUGCAGGUUACUUCUUGUUAAUUUUGGGGUAUUUACAAUGACAAUAAAGGAUACUGUUCUGUUUCAGAGUCUGUUCCUGUUGAUUUUGAGGCGUUUGGGGGUCACUUCCUGUUGAUAUUGAGUCAUCUUCUGUUUCUAUCGGGUCACCUCCUGGUGAUUUUGAGGUACUCCAGGGUCACUUGGUUUUCUUGUACUACCAGUACCUGUACUUGUGUGUACUUGCACUUUAAAUCUCGUUGUACUCUGUACAAUGACAAUGAAGGCUUUCUGUUCUAUUCUACUAGUGCGCGUGUAAUUUUACUAUAAGUGCCUGUACCUACGUACAAUGCUACAAUGAUGUGUUCUUGCGUGUAAUUGUACUACUACUACUACAUUCAGUUGCACUGCUAGCACAUGUAGUUGUGUGUACUGUAACUACAAGUGCUUUUACUGGUGCUACAUGUGUUCUUGCGUGUACUUGAAUGACAAGUGCGUGUACUGGUACUACUAGUUCAUAUACUUGCAUGUACUUGUACUAAAUGUACGUGUGUCAUUUUGCUACAACUAUGUGUUCUUGCCUUUAUUUGUACUACUAGUACAUGUAAUUGCACUAC